Messenger RNA from Enterobius vermicularis (human pinworm), 312 nucleotides. The record is from the annotation of a GenBank genome assembly. NCBI's taxonomy places the organism in Eukaryota, Metazoa, Nematoda, Chromadorea, Rhabditida, Oxyuridae.
GUAAAUUCAGGUCGAUUUGGUCAACUUAAAUUAGCCGAAAAUCGGCAAGCCAAAUGUAAAAUAGCGUUAAAAUGUUUUCCAACUACACAGGCAGAUUUUAUUCGUGAAUAUAAUUGCUCAUUUUUUCUUUCACCACAUCAAAAUAUUAUUGACACCUAUGAAGGUAUGUAUCAAGCCCACGAUGAAUCGUUGUAUUUUUUUGUCCAAGAAAUAUGUCCAGGUUUAACGCUAAAGGAAGCUGUUGAAAAUUCAUCAUCUGGUAAAUUGCUUUAUUCAUUUCAUACUUCCUGGUUUUUUUCAUGUGUUUUAUGA